Molecule: messenger RNA, 703 nt
Organism: Nicotiana tabacum (common tobacco)
Lineage: Eukaryota; Viridiplantae; Streptophyta; Magnoliopsida; Solanales; Solanaceae
Source: RefSeq, a predicted model, not a curated record
UAUAUAUCAUCACCUACUUAAUUGUAGCACAAAACUAUUCAGUGAAAAAAUGACAACCAUGAAAACUAUGCUCAUGUUAAUGGUGGCUGUAAUUUUAUUUUGCAGCCACCAAUUGGCCGUGGCCAGAGAAAUGGCCGUAGCCAAUGACAAGACCGAGUUACAGCUCUGGCCAUGGGACAUUCCAUGUUAUUUACCAUGGCCAUUUCCGUGGCCACGACCAUAUCCAUAUCCUCCUCCACGGCCACGACCAUGUCCGCCUCCACCUCCACCACCAUGCUCGCCUCCACCACCACCACCAAGCCCGCCCCCGCCCACACCCACACCGAGUUCGAGCUGCUCGGCUAGUGACAAAGCAAAGAUUGACACGUGCAUGGUCAACACAACUAAAAUUGCUCCAUGCUGCCCAACAUUCAAGAGCAUACUUGGUACUAGUUGCCCUUGCUAUGAAUAUGCAGAGGAUGUGUACGAACUUGAAUUGAUGGCUCUUCAAUAUACUACUUGUCCUAUUAAUAGCCCUUGCAAGGGUGUGCAAGUGAUUAAGCUGUCCAAGGAGGAGGAGUAAAAAUAAAGACGCAAUGCUUAAUUCCAAAUCUUGUAUUAUAUUUUCUCUAUGUACAAUGUUGUGUUUCAGCAAUAAUUUGGCACAUCUGUCAAAAUUGUAAUUCUAUAUUAUAGUACUCAUUUCGUGCUCCAAUUUCCUCUA